AUGCCAUCCGCAAACGGCACCAACGGCACCACAACAUACUCCUUUCCGCCAGGAAUCCAUGUCCCCUCCUUGACUUGGUUCAAGAACGACACGAAUCAAGAGAUUGAUUGGGAUGUCCAAGAGAAGCAUUUUGAGUUCUUAAUCUCAAAUGGCCUCCACGGAAUCGUCAUCGCAGGAACAAAUGGCGAAGCAGCAACAUUAUCAUCCGCCGAGAAGACACAACUUGUCCAAAAAGCCCGCAAGACAGCACAGCGCCUUGGUCGUGGAGAACUCCCCAUCACAAUUGGAGGUGUAGCAGGCUGCACCCGCGACGCGAUACAGCAAACCAUCGAAGCGAAGGAUGCAGGUGCAUCGUACUAUCUAGCACUGGUGCCAUCCUACUUUCACUUCUCCAUGAACCAAGAUGCAAUCGUAGCCUAUUUCCAGGAAUUGGCCGACGCAUCGCCCAUACCCAUCGUCCUGUACAACUUCCCCAAUGUAGUAGCUGGUCUGGACAUCAACUCCGAGAUGCUGGACAUCCUCGGCAAGCAUGAGAACAUUGUAGCAGUCAAACUCACGUGCGGAGGUAUUGCAAAGGUGGCAAGAAUCAGUGCGGCAUUUGAGAAGUCAGAGUUUGUUGCUCUUGCGGGUCAAAGCGACUGGCUCAUACCGGCUCUGAGCGUUGGUGGAGUUGGCACUAUUACUGGUGUUGCAAACUUGUACCCUAAGGCCUGUCUACACAUGUUCGACCUUUACCGAUCAGGCAAGCACGAUGAAGCGUCAGCCCUCCAGAUCAAACUCUCAGUCACCGAGUGGGGUUUCGGAAAGGGCGGUAUCAACGGCACAAAGUACGUCGUUGCGCACAAGAGAGGAUACCCAGAGAACAGCGCGGACUGCCGAAGGCCCUACCCGCGAUACACAGAUGAGGAGAAGAGGAAAUGGGUUGUGAACCAGGUAUCAGGUCUCGAUGAGCUGGAAGCAUCGUUGUAA
Molecule: messenger RNA, 969 nt
Organism: Alternaria atra
Lineage: Eukaryota; Fungi; Ascomycota; Dothideomycetes; Pleosporales; Pleosporaceae
Exons: 2
Coding region: 1-969 (322 amino acids)
Molecular function (GO): 4-hydroxy-tetrahydrodipicolinate synthase activity
Source: RefSeq, a predicted model, not a curated record